Entrophospora sp. SA101 is the source of this 432-nucleotide messenger RNA. Lineage: Eukaryota; Fungi; Glomeromycota; Glomeromycetes; Entrophosporales; Entrophosporaceae. The record is from the annotation of a GenBank genome assembly.
AUGACACAAGGCAAAAAAGAAAAAUCAAUAUAUUUAUACAAACAAACAAACCCGGAAUUGUACCUGGCUGGCAACAUCAGCACCAGGGGACAUGGAUUGAAAAAACAACAAUUAUUGCAAAAUCAGCCUCUUUUUCAACUGCUUGAUGUUCAUGAGAAGAAAAUUGAAGUUGAGGAAAGAACAACCUUAUGGUUUUCUGAGUUGGAAAAAAUUUAUCAAGAAGUAACAAUGCAAUUAAAUACAAAUACACAUAAUAAUCAGCUCACUUUGAAUUUUGUAUUUUGUAUGAGAAAUUUUUGGAAUAGGCUUAUAGCAGAAACUAAUUAUAUCAACAAACCUAAAUCAAAAAAACGAAAAAUUGGGACAUUGGCACAACUUGGAACAGACAAUGGAUUGGGAACCAAUAAAAGAAAAUGGAUCAAAGAACACUAA